Molecule: messenger RNA, 937 nt
Organism: Pelagomonas calceolata
Lineage: Eukaryota; Pelagophyceae; Pelagomonadales; Pelagomonadaceae
Source: the annotation of a GenBank genome assembly
UUUUUAGCAAAAAAAAGGCAUUGCCGUGCAAAUUGCUCUCACACCCAGCUUUAAAAAACGUGCACGAAUUGUUGUUGAUUGCCCUCGCGCGGCUCCCACCAAGAAACUGCAUUUCUAAGGGUCAUCAAGGCAGUGCUAAGGGGGUCAUCAAGGCAGUCCAGCCAGCUUGGGCCCAGCCAUGGAGAGAGCAGACAGAAAAAGCCACGGCCCCUUCCUACUCCACAACACACCACUAGCAAAGGGGCAGGAAGCGCCGACAGCGGCGCCGCCGCCGCCGGAGAACGCGUCCGUCUCGGCGGUGCGCGUCGCGCAGACCGAGAGGUUCGUGGACGCCAUCCAGGUCCAGUACAAAAACGGCGAGGGCGACUGGCACGGGAGCUUCGAGUCGUCGGGCGAGCUCAGCGCGUGGCAGACGCUCGCCUGCAUGGGCGACGAGCACGUCACGCGCGUCGUCGUCUACCUGACGCCCGAGGGCCAGGUGCGGCGGCUCAAGGUCGGCACGAGCGAGGGCCGUGUCCUGGACUCGGCGGCAGUGAGCGGCAUCGACGUCGACGUCGACGCGGGCGGCACGACGACGCGGAUGUGCGACAGCGCGGGCGACGUGCUGCGCGGCGUCGCCGAGGCGCUGACGGUCCGCGACGGCGUCGCAACGCGCGAGGUCUCGUUCCUGUUCGGCGCCGCGGCGCCGCCGAGGCCGCCGCCGCCGCCGGCCGGCGCGAAGAAGCGGAACGUCCGGUCCUUCUCCGCGCCCGAGGCGCGGCCCUCCGUCGACGCGCCGCCGCCCGAGAUCGUCAACGAGCGCGAGACGCUCGAGACGUACUUCCGGUCCGCGAGCAACACGUCGGCCGCGCUCAUGGGGCUGGACCUCCUGCGCGCGAACCUGUGCUACCCGAGGAGCUCGACGCCCCGCGGAGGGAAGAAGGGGGGGAAAAAAUAA